UACUUGUACACACACACACAAAUAAUAUCCUGGUGCAUCUUUAGUGCAGUGCAGGCACACACACAUACAACAUCCCCUCCCCUCCCCUCCCUUUUCAGGUUUGCCUCUGUACUGUACUACCACCACUUGUGAGAUGAGAUGAGAUGAGAUGAGAUGAGAUGUGAUGAGAUGAGCAGCACGGCAUCACUGUCCUACAUCCAUCCCCUACCAGUAAUUUACCAAACCUCUGCUGCUUUCCAUAAUCAAACACCACAGUGCCAGUGGGGGGUGCCACUUUAACUGAAACACCACCCCACACCACUUCACCCCCUCUCCCUCUUCCUCACUUUGCCCCCCUUCUCUCUCCCCGCACUAGUCUCUCUCUCUCUCCCUCUCCCCCCUUCGGUGAGCACAAGGGGCAAUUGGUAAGGAGUUUCCAUAGCCAUGGCCUGAGCAGAGACUGCUGGUUCCUUGGCAUCGUCGUCUUCUUCAGGCCUGACUCUGAUGGAUUGAAGCGGUGCACGGAAUUCUGCUUCUGGGUGGUAGAGCCUUCUUGACGUCUCGGUUCUCUGGAUAGCUAGCUAGUUCUCUCUCUGGGCAUGCUGGCUUGGACCACAAGGUGAGACAGAGAAACCAAGUGACGGGUGAAAAGAUUGUCGCCAUCAGUCAGAGAUGAAGAGCAAGGAGAUGUGCCAAGAACCGUGCGACGAGCUGUCCGAGAUCAGCAGCCAGGAGGCGUCCAACUCCUCCGGCCUGAUCAGCCUCGACCUCUCACUCACCGUCCCCGUCGCCGCCGCCGCCGCCGCCGAGUCGAGCACUACCGACAACAGCAACAGUAACAGCGGCGGCGCGCUGGCCGACGCGGCGGUGGCCGCCCGCGAGCCGUCGCGCGUGUUCACGUGCAACUACUGCCAGCGCAAGUUCUUCAGCUCGCAGGCGCUGGGCGGGCACCAGAACGCGCACCGGCGGGAGCGCACGCUGGCCCGACGCGCGCUGCGGCUGGACGCGGCGGGGCCCUACGGCUACUACGCCGACGUGGCGUCCCUGCCGCUGUACGGCUCCGGCCUGUACCCGAUCGGCAUCCAGGCGCACGCGUCGACGGCAGCGCACCCGGAUCAGCAGCGGCGCGAGGACGCCGGCGCCGGCGCUGGCGCCGAGCUGAGGAGGCCCGCGCGGGGGCUGCUGAGCCCCAUGCCGUUCCUCGUGGCCGACGAGGAGAUGAGCUUCGGCUGGCCCGGUAGCUUCAGACCAGCCAUCCCCGCUGCUGCUGCUGCUGCGCCGGCGGGGAGCGCAGCCCUGAACUCGGCCGGCGGCGUCGCCAUGCAUGCCCGGGAGGAGCCCGAUCUGACGCUCAGGCUAUGAAGUGUGUGAACUGAUCCGUCGACUAGACUGGUUAUUAAUCCGUCAGGCUGUUUCUUUCUUAUUCGUCGCCCUUCUUUCUCUCUCUUUGAACUGAUCGGCCCAUGUCUGACGGACGACGCUGAUCAGACCGUGGCGGGUCUCUUGCUUGGCCAGAUUCUUCUUGCUUCCUAUUGUUUCGUGCGUGCAAGAAUUUUUGUACAGCAGUUGGAUGUGCAAGAGCUCGAGAUAUCUCUUUGUUCAAUGAUCUUGCUAUGUUAA
Sorghum bicolor (sorghum) is the source of this 1599-nucleotide messenger RNA. RefSeq names its product zinc finger protein 4. Gene Ontology annotation, biological process: negative regulation of abscisic acid-activated signaling pathway. Lineage: Eukaryota; Viridiplantae; Streptophyta; Magnoliopsida; Poales; Poaceae. The coding region runs from base 652 to 1341 and encodes 229 amino acids. The transcript is spliced from 3 exons. The record is from RefSeq and is a predicted model, not a curated record.